AUGAACGCUCCAAGCAACGAAGAAAUAAUAGACAUUUCAUUUGGAUUUGGCGCAAUAGAAGAUGCUACAAAUAUAUCAUUUGCAAGAAUUCGAGAUCCAGGAUGCGUAGAUGAUGGAUUUUGUUUUUCGAACAUAAGUGAUAUCUUUCUACAAAUGGCAAAAGAUGCAGGUAUACAAGCCACUAAGUUAGAUUUUGAUACUUAUGAUGAUUUAAAUUUGUACGUCAAAAAUAGACAGAAAUUGCUCCAUCCAGACCCGAAUCUUCUUUUUGGCUAUAAAGUAUAUAAUGAUUCAGCAGUUAUAACCGAAAAUAGCGUACCUUCAGGAAAUCUGUCGAUAAGUUAUUUUUAUAAUACCUCUUACAAUUCAAAUAUGGAGUUUCAAAAUAUGAUAUACAAAGCAAUUUAUAUAGCAAUUAAUCCAGAAGACACAAAUACAAAUGUUUCAAUAAAUUAUAUUUCUGAUGUAAUCUACAACGAGGACAUUUCUGAAGGAGAUACACUAAUGGAUGUAUAUGGAACAAUUCUGUAUCCUUUGUUUUGGGCAAUUGGAUGUUUGAUUUACAUUUCAUUUCUUUUCACGCAUUUCAUCGAUGAUUUAGGAACUCCUGUAAGGCCUUACAUGAUUACUUGUGGAUUACGUAAGUCUGCAUAUUGGAUAGGUAACUUUAUAAUUGAUUUCAUUGUAAUCAUUAUUUAUUCUGUUAUCAUUUUUAUUUUAUAUGCAGCUUUCAACAUCAAAACCGUGAAAGAUUCUUUUGUUUAUCUUUUCUUUACAUUUAUUGCUUCGUAUAUUGUUUGCACAAUAUAUUCCUAUGUAUGGGCAUUUGUUUUCAAGAAGAAAACAAUCGCAUCAGUAAUGUUCAUGUUGAUUCAUAUUGUAACAGGUUGUGUGCCUUUCGUUUUGUAUGAAUUUAAGACAAAGCUGAAAGAUUCUUUAUUCAGAAUCAUCAUUGAUAUAUUGUGCAUCUUUCCUUUUAAUAACUUAUAUAACUUGCAUUAUCCAAUAUGGGCAGCAAUUCCAACAAUGAAAAAGCCAACAAAUAUCACUGGAAAUAAAUACAAUUGCAUUGCUAUCAUAGUUUUGGUUGUUUCAUUUUUGUUAUAUUUGUUUGUAUUGUGGAUCAUUGAAUUAUCAUCAAAAGCUAAGAAGAAAUUAGCUCAAUUUGGAUGGAAAGGCCAUGAAGAAGAAUUCAAGGAAGUCAAAAACAAACAGAAGAUUACACAAGAAGCUAUAGAUAUGGAAGAAAAUGUCAAGAAUUCAAGUCCAGAUGAUUACGCAAUUCGUAUUAACGAUGUUUCAAAGUAUUUCACAAAUGCCAUGGGAAAGCCAGUCUAUGCAGUUAAUCAAGUGUCAUUGGGUAUCAAGAAAGGUUCUAUUUUCGGAUUCUUAGGUUGUAAUGGUGCUGGUAAAACAACAUUAAUGAAAAUCAUUUUAAGACAAGAAGCAUCUUCUGCAGGAUCAAUUGAUGUUGAAGGUUCUAAUAUUGAUAAGUUUUAUGAUCCAACAAAGAUCUCUAUCUGUCCGCAAUUUGAUGACCAUUUGACGCGUAAUAUCAGUGGAAGACAAAACUUAAAGUUCUUUUGCUAUUUAUACGGCAUAAAAGGUGAUAAAGCUAAGGAAAUUAUAAAAGAAUUGAUUGACAUAUUAGAUAUUGAAGAUCAUGUAGACAAGAAAGUUAAAAAUAUGUCAGGAGGUAAUCAAAGAAAGUGUUGUGUUGCACUUACAUUCCUUUCUAAUGCCAAUAUUAUUCUUGUUGAUGAACCAACAUCUUCAUUAGAUCCAAUUGCAAGACAUCAUGUUCAUGAGUUAAUCGAAAAAUACAAAGGAAAGAAAACUUUCAUGUUAUGUACUCACUUAUUAGAUGAGGCUGAAAAUUUGUGUGAUACUAUUUCAAUUAUGUUAUCUGGAUGUGUCUAUACAAUUGGAACACCACAGUACUUGUCAAAUAAGUUUGGUACAGAAUGGAAAGUUGAUGUUCUUUUGAAAGAUGCAAUGAAAGAGACGCAAGAUGCCGUCACUGAUUUCUUCACAAGAAAGAUUCCAUCGGCUGAGCUGACAAUUGCAAGACCACUUAGUAGAAUCUAUUCAAUUCCAAAGGAUGAUAUAGAUAUAAUCAAACUAUUUGAUGUACUUGAAAAAGGAACGAAAAAGGAUAUUGGAAUCAAAUUUUACACUUGCUCUUGCUCAACUCUUGAAAAAGUUUUCAUGGAGAUUGUGAUGCAAAGCGAACAAAGAGCUGAAGAAGAAGAAGAUAAAAAUGAAAACAAUGAAGCUUCUCCAGAUCAGAGCAUACCAAAUAAUGAAGACUCAUCCAAUGAAAAUGAACCGGAACAAUCAGCAAAAGAAAUAAAAGAAGAAAUUUUAAGCGAUCGUGAUAAUUCAAGCCAUAAAGAUAAAAAGCAUAAAAAGAAAAAGGAUAAAAAGCAUCACAAAGAUGAAUUAGAUAAUAUCUCGGAAGAUUAUUACAGCGAUCAAUAA
Trichomonas vaginalis G3 is the source of this 2481-nucleotide messenger RNA. Its product is annotated as ATPase activity, coupled to transmembrane movement of substances. The record is from RefSeq and is a predicted model, not a curated record. Gene Ontology annotation, molecular function: ATP binding; ATP hydrolysis activity; ABC-type transporter activity. The coding region runs from base 1 to 2481 and encodes 826 amino acids. Gene Ontology annotation, cellular component: membrane; intracellular membrane-bounded organelle. NCBI's taxonomy places the organism in Eukaryota, Parabasalia, Trichomonadida, Trichomonadidae. The transcript has a single exon. Gene Ontology annotation, biological process: transmembrane transport; lipid transport.